AUGAAGCUGAAAAAAUCACCUGAUAAAAAAUAUCUUCCUCUUAGUUACUAUGAAAUUCUGUUUGCUUCUCUGCUUGCAGUUUUUGUGUGUGUGUGUGUUGGACUGAUUGUACUUUCAUGGUUAUCAAUUCAGGAGUUAGAAGGAGCUGAAGCAGACAGGCAUAUUCAUGGCUACAUGGGAACAUUUAAAAUACUCUCUGGGACAUCAUUCACUCCUGCUUUGCAAAACAGAUCAUCAGCUGAUUUCAAAGUCCUUGCCUUUGAUGUUGAACAACUGAUACAAAAAGUCUUUCAAGCAAGUGAUCUGAAAAACAAAUUUGAGAGAUGUGAAAUUUCCCAGUUCAAGAAAUCUGAAGAUGGCUGUGAAAGAUUCAAGGAAUCAGAGACUGGUGUUGUUGUGAUCUUCAACCUUUAUUUUACCCAGAUGGUAACAGCUGAGAAAGUAAAAAAUGAGUUGAUUUUGGGUAUCAACACAAAUAAAGCUAAUUUUACCCAGACUUUGAAAAUUGAUGUGAACAGCAUACAAGUCACAGUGAAACUGCAUUACUGCUGUGCUGUUGUCCUUAUUAUUUCAGCUGAAUGCUUGCCACCUGCUGAACUUUGUGAUGAUGGUGUAACCUGCAUUAGAAAAGAUUUAUUUUGUGAUGGAGUCUUAGAAUGCCCGGAUGGUUCAGAUGAGUCAGAAAAAAGAUGUGCUGCAGUUUGUGAUGGAAAAUUUAUGUUGACCAAUUCCUCUGGGUUUUUUCACUCUAUGAAUUUUCCAAAACCAUAUAAUGCAAAUAUCGUUUGCCAAUGGAUUAUACUAGUGCCUCAAGGGUUAUCCAUUAAACUGAACUUCACUUCUUUUGAUACACAACAAUAUGGGGACAAUUUAAAUAUUUUUGAAGGUAUAGGACAAAACAAGAUUUUAAGAGCUUCUCUGUCAGGGUCUAAUCCUGAGACAAUUUACAUUUUUUCUCAUGAGGCUACAGCACAGUUUAUAUCCGAUUAUUCUGAAAAUUACAAUGGCUUCAAUGCAACGUACACUACAUUUAAUGCAAAUGAACUAAAAAACUAUGAGAAAGUCAAUUGCACUUUUGAAGAUGGCUUUUGUUACUGGAUACAGGAUUUAGAUGAUGAUUCAGACUGGGAGAGAGUUCAGGGUCCUACCUUUCCAUCUAUGAGUGGUCCUGAUUUUGAUCAUACAUUUGGCAACAUAUCAGGAUUUUAUAUUUCAACACCCAUAGGACUUGGAUUUGGAGAAGAAAGAGUCCGAAUUCUGAGUCUGCCUUUGGUCUCUUCAGAUACAUCUUGUCUAAGCUUUUGGUAUUUCAUGUAUGGUACUAAUGUUUACCGUUUAAGAAUUAGCAUAAGUAAUGAGCAUGGUUUGGAAAAGAUUAUUUUCCAGAAAGAAGGAAACUAUGGAAACAACUGGAAUUAUGGACAAGUAACAUUAAAUGAAACAUCUGAUUUUAAGGUUAUUUUUGACGCCUUUAAAAAGCGUGGUCCCAGUGAUAUUGCCUUGGAUGACAUUGGCCUGACAAAUGGAAAGUGUAAUGAAAGCAUUCAUGUAGAGCCAACUGUGAUUCCAACGGUUACUACUGUCCCUUCAGUUCCUACUGACUGUGGAGGGACAGUUGAACUCUGGGAGCCAAAUAGUACAUUCAGCUCUGAAAACUUUCCAAACAAUUACCCUAAUCAAGCUUAUUGUGUUUGGUACUUACACGCUGAAAAGGGAAAAAACAUUCAACUGCAUUUUCAGGUCUUUGAUCUGGAAAAUAUUCAUGAUGUAGUUGAAGUCAGAGAUGGCAGAGGACCAAAUUCCUUACUUUUGGCUGUCUAUACAGGACAAGACCCAUUGCCAGAUGUCUUCUCUACAACAAACCAGAUGACAGUAAUCCUUCUUACGGACAAGUCUGCAACAAAGAAGGGAUUUCUUGCAAACUUUACUACUGGCUACCAUCUAGGAGCUUGUGCAAUUGACGAGCACCAGUGUGGUAGUGGGGAUUGUAUACCAUUGCAUAACCUUUGCGACAACCUACCCCAGUGUGAAGAUGGAUCUGAUGAAGCAAAGUGCAUGAGAUUGCUUAAUGGUUCUCUAAGCACUGAAGGGCUGGUGCAGGCCAGGAUUGGGAAGACAUGGCACCUGGCAUGUGCAUAUGAUUGGAAUGAGCAGAUUUCAGACAGUGUUUGCCAGCUGCUCGGGUUAGGGGAUGCAAAUAUGUCAUCAACUGUAUUAUUCGCUGGAGAUGGCCCAUUUGUCAACAUCAUCGAAGCAGCUAACCACAGCCUAAUAUUUACAAAAAGAGAAUACUGUUUGAACAACCUGGUGGUUCAUCUGCAAUGUAACAUUAAAUCUUGUGGAAAACAUCUGGUAACUCAGAACAACGGAACAAGGAUUGUAGGUGGAAGUGAUGCCAGAAGAGAGGCUUGGCCUUGGAUAGUUUCACUUCAUUUUAACUCCAGACCUGUUUGUGGAGCUUCCCUCAUAAGUGAUGAAUGGCUGGUGACAGCAGCACACUGUGUAUACGGGAGGCAAUUAAAACCAUUUCAAUGGAAAGCAGUUCUUGGCUUGUAUGACCAAUCAGAUAUGACACAGCCUUCAACAGUAGUUCGAAACAUCAAUCAAAUAGUUAUAAAUCCUCAUUACAUGAAGCGUACAAAAGAUAGUGAUAUUGCUCUCAUGCAUCUUCAACACAAACUGCAAUAUACAGAUUACAUACAACCUAUCUGCUUACCAGAAAAAAAUCAACAGUUUUUACCAGGAAUUAACUGCUCCAUUGCUGGCUGGGGUAGGAUUAUCAAUGAAGGUCCCCCUUCAGAUAUAUUGCAAGAAGCAGAGGUCCCUCUCAUUUCAAAUGAAAAAUGCCAACAAUGGAUGCCAGAAUACAGUAUUACUGAGAAUAUGAUCUGUGCAGGAUAUGACAUGGGAGGAAUAGAUUCCUGUCAGGGAGAUUCAGGUGGUCCCCUGACAUCUGAAGAUGGCAACAAGUGGUUUUUGGUUGGUGUAACUUCAUUUGGCUAUCAGUGUGCACUUCCCAAACGACCAGGAGUGUAUGUUCGAGUCACCAUGUUUGUGGACUGGAUCAAAAAUAUCAUCUAUUAA
Tyto alba (common barn owl) is the source of this 3084-nucleotide messenger RNA. RefSeq names its product transmembrane serine protease 15 (gene TMPRSS15). Lineage: Eukaryota; Metazoa; Chordata; Aves; Strigiformes; Tytonidae. Gene Ontology annotation, cellular component: membrane. The transcript is spliced from 25 exons. The record is from RefSeq and is a predicted model, not a curated record. Gene Ontology annotation, biological process: proteolysis; acrosome reaction. Gene Ontology annotation, molecular function: protein binding; serine-type endopeptidase activity. The coding region runs from base 1 to 3084 and encodes 1027 amino acids.